UCGUGUGACAGCUGUCAAAAUUGAGCGGUUUCUUUAAUUUUGAUUGCCGUGUAUAUUUCGUAAUCCGACAAUGGGAAUAAAUGUUCUUGAUUGAUUGAGUCAUUGAGCGCGAUCGCUUGGACGAAGAAAGUUAACCUCCGAAGAAAAGGUGCUUUAGGAUGCGUCAUGGAAACCCGCACACUCGCGAUCGAAAGGAGAAAGAGGUUCGGAGGUCUUCUUGGCGUAGGCGAGAAAUUGAGUGUCGUUCAGGGCUGGAGAGCAGUGCGAUCUGUCGUUGCCCAGGAAGUCGCCGGAGAGGAUUAUAUUCCGAUUCCGUACCUUCUGGACGCGAGCGCCUACAAGAUUGGUCAUAUUUUUGUGAGAUACGUGAGGGAGGUUGGUUGUCUGGGAAUGAUCCGAACACCGUUUUUCAAGAUCCUCGGUCCCAUUGGAAAUUUUGUUAAUGUAUCGGAAAGCAACGCCAGUUGGAACGAGAAGAGUCUUCCGGCCAUCAAGAGCACAGCCGAUCACGUGCACUUCAAGGUUAGGGUUCACCAAGGAAAUGGAAAAAGUUCUGAGGAGAUCAUCUUCAAGGGCGAAGAUUUUUGGUACCUCGAGAUGCCGGAAGGGAUGAUCACGAAAAAUAAUCUACGGAUCGAUCGAUCGUCUCAUCAAGAUUUGGCCAGUGUUGCAUCCUUCGGACUGAUCAGGAACGUCCUUGUCGCUCGAGCCUUCGAGAUCGAGAUCAAUUCGAAAAGAUCCUCGAGGCUGCUGCGAGUAGCCAACGAGCCGCAUACUCUUCUCUUCAAGUACGAAAUCUGCAAUAUGAACGUCGAUGGACGCGUUAUAAACUCGAGGACGCCUGGGAGAUCAUCUCGGCGACUUACUUGGCAAUCGCUUCAAUCGAGGGACGACGCCGAGAGGCUCCCACUUACCGAGCUCCAUCUAACCGACUAGCCAACUAGCCAGCUGACCAGCCAUCUAGCCAAUCAGUCAACGUGUUACUCCAA
Molecule: messenger RNA, 989 nt
Organism: Cephus cinctus (wheat stem sawfly)
Lineage: Eukaryota; Metazoa; Arthropoda; Insecta; Hymenoptera; Cephidae
Exons: 5
Coding region: 166-936 (256 amino acids)
Source: RefSeq, a predicted model, not a curated record